AUGUCAUCUACAUCCAACCUCACCGAUAUGGACAUCGUCGCUCUUAAAAGCAAAAUUCAAGAGCACUGCGACGGCAUGCGAAGGCUCAUCGACACAGCUCCGGCCGAGCGCUAUGACGCGCUGUAUGAAGAAGAAGAAGACUGGUGCCGGCGCUGGACGGAACUUUUUAGCGCGCUCAUAGGUUGCCUCAACCUCGCGAGGAAGACAACCCUCCCGCUCGACUUGACCGUCGGGGAAAGGGGGUUAUGUGCGCAAGCCAUGCACAAACACCAGGCGUUUCAGCGUAAAAUCCGCGAAAUCACGAACGCGGCGGCGAGGCAGGCAGAUGCAGAUGCAGCUGCCCUGCCACCACAGGAGGAGGUUGUCGAGCCGGCUGAUACAAGAUGUAUCAUUGUCCAGCGCAAGAAGGAGAUUCCGAUCCCCGUUGACUCGGUCACGGACGGCUCCACGACCUCCGUUCCUAAGACGGUGAGGAAAGUUAAGCUGAUUGUAAAGAAACUGACCACCGAUCCCAACAUACAUCAGGAGGUCAAACCCGGUCCAUGCGACCGUUGUGCCAAGGCGGAUCGCCCAUGCGAGCCCAACACUGCAGGCAUUGCUUGCGCCGCCUGCAAGCGGCUCAAGGCCAGAUGUUCUCUCGUCGUCGCCGCUGAUCCCUUGAGUGAAGAGAAUAUCAAGGCAAAGGCGACGCCCACGCCGGCUCCAGCGGCUCCAACGGCUGCCGGUCACUCACGCAAGCUGAUCCCAUAUGUUCUGCUCCCAAGCAGUCGCAGCCUCUUUAACAACGGUCGCAAGAGAAAGAUGGCCGAAAUCGAGGAGGAGGAAGUAUCGGAAAGUGAAGAAGAGGAUGCCUUCUUGGCGGGAAGAAUUCAAGCAUUGCCCGGCUACAUCUCCAUUGUUGAGACGGCCCUCGCUGCAUUAAAAAAAGAAUACUAUGCCUGUGAGACGGCUCACUUUGGGGACCGGUCCUCUGAAGAUCAUUUUUCAAUCACCUUCAAUCACCCAGCCGUGAGACUGCGGCUCCCAUUGGGGACCGCCGCAUCUGUCGAGAACGGAUGUCAAGCACAUGCCUACAAUGCGGCUCCCAUUGAGGACCGCUCCGGGCAAGCACACGCACCUGUGAAGCGGCUCCCAUUGGGGACCGCACCUAUCAAGCACACUGGUCAAGCACCCACCAGUGGGACGGCGCACCACACACCAAUUGUUCACUACACAGACGGCUCCCAAAGGAAGUCAAGAUCACUGACAGGCGCGGUCCCCCAUGGGAGCCGUCUCAUAGAUGCGGUCCCCAAUGGAAGCCGCCGCCUCACAGGUGCAUGUGCAUGGUGCGGUCCCCAAUUGGGGCCGUCUCACAGACUGCGGCUCCCAUUGGGGACCGCAUCUGUCAAGAACGGAUGUCAAGCAACCGACUUGCGAGACGGCUACCAAUGGGGACCGCUUCUGUGGUGGACAAUUGUCAAGCACCCACCUGUGAGACGGCUCCCAUUGGGGACCGCACCUAUCAAUCCGGACGGCUCCCAAAGGAAGUCAAGAUCACUGACAGGCGCGGUCCCCCAUGGGAGCCGUCUCACAGACCACGAGCAUAUGAUAUAUGUGCACCUUCCUAUGUCGUGGAUAACACGUGAGCCGCCUCACAGCCCGACGCGAUCAAGCAGUCCACUUGACAUCCGCGGCACCCAAUGGGAGCCGCCUAAGAUGCAGGUGGUUCGAAUGCUGAGUGAUCCAGUAAUUGACUUAACAGACACGGUCCCCGAUGGGAGCCGUCUCACAGAUGCGUGCUUGGCUGACACAAUGCCUAUUGGCGGCCGCCUGAUACGGGGGUCGUCUCUAUCUCUAUCAUGCGCUCUGUUUGUCUAA
This is a messenger RNA of Suillus clintonianus, 1857 nucleotides long. RefSeq lists its product as uncharacterized. NCBI's taxonomy places the organism in Eukaryota, Fungi, Basidiomycota, Agaricomycetes, Boletales, Suillaceae. The transcript has 11 exons. The record is from RefSeq and is a predicted model, not a curated record. The coding region runs from base 1 to 1857 and encodes 618 amino acids.